Molecule: messenger RNA, 5552 nt
Organism: Pelagomonas calceolata
Lineage: Eukaryota; Pelagophyceae; Pelagomonadales; Pelagomonadaceae
Source: the annotation of a GenBank genome assembly
AACAAGGCAGCCCCGGGAACGCGCAAGAAGGUUGGCAUACAAUGGGCGGCGGUGUCUCAUCUCUCCCGGAUGAGGUCUCGCUUGCCGAGGCAAAAGAGCUGGCGGGCGCCAGGUGGCAGCCCGCGUGGGAGGAGAAGUUCGCGGAAGCCAAGAUCUCCAGGGACGAGGCGCUGCGAUGCUGGACGGAGGCCAGCAGGGGCGCGGACGGCCCGGCGAGCAAGGGCGCGGGGCCGCCGGACGAGAGGAAGAAGAAGAAGUCCGCCACCGCGAAAGCGCUAUGGCAGAAAGGCGUCGCGAAGGUGGGCUGGAUCGCGCACGCGAAGGCGCGGGCGGCGGCGAUCGAGCGCGCCCAAAGGGCAGGCAUUUCGGAGCAGCUCUACGAGAAGCUGCACGGCGUCGACCGCUCCGGUGUGGCGGAGGCGCUAGACUUUUCGGCCAUCAUUGCGGAGAAGCGCGGGCAGCACCUGCCCGGCACGCGCGAGUGGGUCUUCGAGGCGGUCAUGCGCUGGCGCACGGAUCCGGAAGCUGCGAAGCUCUUCUGGCUCGUCGGUGGCGGCGGCACGGGCAAGAGCGUCGCCGCGGCCGAGUUGCUGGCACGGCUGCUCGACAAAGAAAACGUCGCGGCGUGGCAUUUUUGCAAGCACACCGAGCCGGCGCGGUCCGCUCCAGCGGCGCUGUUGCGCUCCUUAGCCGGCAUGCUUUGCGCAACGGUCGAGGGCUUCGAAGACGCCCUGCGCGAGGGCGGCGGCAGCGACAACGCGACGGACAAGGUCGACGAGCUCUUCCAGGCGCUGAUCGCCGAGCCGCUGCAAAACGUCGGGGCGCCCCGCGGCGCGGACGACGCCCUCGUAUUGAUUGUUGAUGCGCUCGACGAGCUACCGCGCGACGCGCUGCAACCAGUGUUAUCGCUGCUUGCGAACGAGCUCAAGACAUUGCCGCCAUGGAUUAAACUCGUCGUGACGAGUCGUGAUGAAGCUCAAAUUAAAGCCAGGCUCUCAUGCUUCACGCCGUCGGAGCUGCGCGUCGACGAGGCGCGGAACCGGCAGGACGUUCGCGCGUACCUGACGGUGCUCGCGAAGGAGCACGUGGAGCUCGAGGUAACGAUGGAGUCGCUGCGGCACGAAGUCGAGGUUAAGUUUCCGGGCCUGAAGAAUCUCGACACGUUCGCCGACCUCGAGGACCCGCUGCGCCGGUCGAAGGGCGCGUACGACGAGGCGGUCCGCGGCGUCGCCGGGAUCCACGAGCUCGAGAAGUAUAAGGAGCGACGUCUUGACUUGAUACAAGACGAGACUGAAUUCGAGAAGCUGUACGCUGACGCAGCUCUGGCGCAGACGAUCUUGAUCGACGCACUGAAGACGCUCCCUGGCGACAUCUCGGAUCCGGGUGUGAAAGGGCGUGGAUCCGCGGAGCGCAAGCUCGCGGACAAGUACACCGACAAGAAUGGGGUGCCACAUCCCGAGAAGUUUCGGGAUCUAGCCCGCGCGACAGUCCUGUUCGAGAACGCCGCCGACCUUCUGAAGGUGCUGACUGAAUUGGACGGCGGCGGCCUCGGGCUGGAGAUCGCUCAAUUGAAAAACAAGUUUGCCAGCCCGACGCCGCUAGGCUACCGCGACAUGAAUUUGAACGUCAGCGUGCGCCUCGAGGACGGCCGAAAACAUCUCGCCGAGGUUCAGCUGAAUUUAAGGAGUGUCGCGGACGCGAAACAUAUCGCCCACGAGCAAUACGAAGUUAUUCGGCUCGCGUUGCCGAAGAUGUGCGAGGGAACGAGCGUCAAGGCGACCGAGCUUGAGACGUUCAUCGCCGAGCGCCUCAACUCGUCGGCGCUCGACGCGGCUGUCACUUCGCUCGAGCGGAAAGCUGGCGGGCUCAUGCUCUACGCGCGCCUCAUCGCGGACCAGCUCGCGUCCACGACGGGCAAGAUCGACUUUGCGAGCGUCGGCGCGCUGCCGGCGGGCCUCGACGAGAUCUACGCGGAGAACUUUCGGCGCGUGUUCAGUGAUGAUGGCACGUGGGGCGAUGCGCUGCCGCUGGUGGAGCUCGUGUGUGCAGCGGCAGAGCCGCUCACCGUCGACGCGGCGAGUGGUGCGCUGGGCUGGGAUCGAGCGCGGUGCAAGAAGGUCUGUGAUAGCGUGUCGCUGCUGUUCCCGCUGCGCGAGGGCGAGGUGAUCGGUGUGCUACAUAAGACCGUGACGGACUGGCUGACCGGCGAGAAGCCGUUCGACAAGCGCUCUUCGAAGGACGCGUUCUUCGUCGCGCGGGACGCGGCGCACCGGCGGCUGGCGCGGGCGUGUGCGAGGGCAAUUCGUACUGGGGUUCCGGAUACGAAGUCGCACUCGAGCGACGCUGCCGCAGAUGAGGUGCUCGCAUCGUUUGUCGAGGGCGAGGGUGGCGUGGCAUCAGAUGCUUAUGCGUUGCGUUGGAGCUUGUUUCAUAUGAAGCGAUCGGGAAACGAGGGCGAGGCCGUCGCGGUCGCCUGCAGUCUGUCGUAUGUGCUGAAGCGGAGUGACGGCGACAUUGCUUCCUUUGUGGCGGACUUGCGUGCUCUGAAGGGUCAAGACACGCUGCUGCUGUCCGACACUUUGGUGUUGUCGCGGAACGCGCUCUCGCAGGGCACGGUGCUUGUCGAGCAGUUCUGGCAACGUCUGACGCCACGCGCCGAUGCGGAAUCGUCUCCUGCAGCGCGCCGCAUGGCCGACGACGCGAAGCGAGUUGCGAGCAAGCUUCCGCUCUCGGCCGUGCGUCCGAUGGGUCUGACGGCGGCAGGUGGGGCGGAGCGGUGUCGGAUCGAGGCUCCGAGAGAAGUGAAGUGCUUGGCGACGUUCGUGGAUCCGGCGACGGGCGAGCCGCGGGUUGCUUGUGGGACGGGCGAUCACAUGCGUGGCGACGUGCGCGUCUUCGACCCGAUCACUGGUGGCGCUGCCUUGGUCGUGAUUGAUGUGGGCUCAGAGGUGAAAGCACUGGCGGUCUUCAAAGACGCGGCGACGGGCGAGCCGCGUUUGGCUUGUGGAUUAUUUUGGGAUGGGAAGGUGCUCAUCUUCGACCCGGUCGCCGGCGGCGAGGAGCUGGUCGUGAUCGACAUUGGCUCGGAGGUGUUUGCGCUGACGGUAUUCACGGACAAGACAGGAGCACAGCGGCUCGCUUGUGGUGAUGCGGACGGAAAGGUGCGCGUCUUCGAUCUGGUCGCGGGAGGCGAGGCGCUGGUUGUGCUCGACUUGGACGACUCGGCGAGCGCAUUGGCAGUCUUCACGGACCCGGCGACGGGCGCGCCGCGGCUCGCGUGCGCGUGGACGUCGGGAGAGAAGGUGCUUGUCUUCGACCCGGUCGCGGGCGGCAAUGCGCUGUUCGUGCUAGAUAUUUGCUCUGAUGGGCGGGCGAUGGCGGUCGUCCGGGCGAUGGCGGUCUUCAAGGAACCAGCGACGAGUGCGCUGAGGCUCGCGUGUGGCUCUGACGAUGGGAAGGUGCGCAUCUUCGAUGCUGUCUCUGGCGGGGACGCGCUGCUCGUGCUCGACUUGGGGUUCCUAAGAGAAGAAGCGGUGUACGCACUGGUCGUAUUUAAAGACCUGGCGACGGGUGCGCCGCGGCUCACGAGCGGAUCAUACAGCGGAAAGGUGCGCGUCUUCGACCCGGUCGCGGGAGGCGAGGCGCUGGUCGUCCUCGUGGGGCACACAGACCAAGUAUACGCUUUAACGGCCUUCGAGGACCCCGCGACGGGCGAACCGCGGCUCGUGAGCGGAUCGGAAGACAAUACCGCGCGAGUCUGGAACCCGGCGGCGAACGGCGCGGCGAUCGAGGCGGAGCCCGAGGGGCACUCUGACGACGUGGGCGCCCUGGUGACCUUUGUGGAGCCGGCGACGGGUGUGCUGCGGGUCGCGACCGGGUCCAAUGAUGAGACGAUUCGCGUGUGGAACGCGGAGACUGGCGGUGCACUGCUCGUGCUCGACGUUGGCUCGAACGUGAGUGCGCUGGCGCUUUUCGUGGACCCGGCGACGGGCGGGCCGCGGCUCGCUUGUGGUUGUGACGAUAGGAAAGUGCGUGUCAUCGACCCGGUCGCUGGCGGCGAGGCGCUGCUCGUGAUCGACGUGGGCGAGGAGGUGAACGCGCUGGCAUUCUUCGCGGACCCGGCGACGGGCGCGCCGCGGCUCGCUUGUGGUUGUGACGAUAGGAAAGUGCGUGUCAUCGACCCGGUUGCUGGUGGUGAAGCGCUGCUCGUGAUUGACGUUGACUCAAACGUGUACGCGCUGCUGGUCUUCGCGGACCCGGCGACAGGUGAAUUUCGAAUCGCUUGUGUAACCAGCUAUUAUGGGAAGGCUUGGGUGCGCAUCUACAACCCGGUCUCGGGCGGCGAGGCACUAAUCGUGAUCGAGGUAGGCUCGAUUGUGUGGGCGUUGACUGUUUUCGAAGCCCCGGCGACGGGCGCGCUUCGCCUCGCGAGCGGAUCGGACGAAAGGGACGGUUCCGUGCGCGUCUGGGACUUGGUCGCGGGCGGCGAGGUGCUGUUCGUGCUCAAGGGACACACAUCCCGAAUUGAAGCGCUGACGACCUUCGCGGACCCGGCGACGGGCGAGACGCGGCUCGUGAGCGGGUCGAAGGACAAGACUUUGCGCGUGUGGGACGCAAACAAGGGUGGUGCGGCGCUGCGGGUGGUUGCUUUUGAUGAUUAUGUGCGAGCUUUGGCGGUCAGGAGCGACACGAGCGGGCUCUUCGUAGCUUCCGGGAAGCGGUGGGGGGAGUUGCGCGUCAAGACCACCACCACGCCACUCACGCUAGCAUGCUAUCAGGGUGAUGUCGCCGCAAUAAGCGAUCUUCUUCAGGAGGGCGCUGGCGUCGACCAGCAAGAUGAUGACGGCUAUACGCCACUGUUCGUCGCGAGUUUGAAAGGGCAUGUCGACGCCGCGCGCUUGCUGCUUGAUGCGGGUGCUACGGUCGAUAAGAGGCGUGAGGGUGAUUGGUCGCCGUUUGGUAUUGCGUGCGUUCGUGGACAUCUCGACGUCGCGACGCUGUUGGUGGAGCGAGGUGCAGCUGUCAAUUUGUGCUUGGAUGGGGAGACGCCGCUUCUUGUUGCUUACCGGAAGGGGGGGCUCGAUCUAAUGCAGUUAUGUCUCGAGCACGGCGCUGAUGUGAAUUUGGCCGACAAAGAGGGUACUACGGUUCUGUACGACGCAUGCAAAAACGGUCACGUCGGCGCGGCGCGGUUGUUGCUGGACAAAGGAGCGGAGGUCGACCGUGCGGACGAGGACGGCUUUACGCAGCUAUGGAGAGCAUGCAGGGGGGGUCACGUCGACGUGGCGCGGCUGUUGUUAGAUAAAGGCGCGGAUGUCGAUCGGGCGGAGGAGGACGGAUGGACGCCGCUGUUCACCGCCUGCUCGAACGGCCACGUCGAGGUGGCGCGGCUGUUGCUGGACAACGGUGCCGAAGCCGACCGCGUGCGCAACGACGGCGCGACACCACUCGGCGUGGCUUGCAAGAAUGGGCAUGGCGACGUCGAGCAAUUGUUGCGGGCAAAUGGGGCCCAAAUCAACGAAGCUGGAGAAGACUCUGAUUGUGAUUACUAG